UCAUAUACUUCAAAAGCAAAAACUUAUAUCGAUUACUAUUUUUUUUCUUAGUUUUCACAAUUACUCUCGGUCCUACUCCUAGGAUAUAUAUACAUUUAGACUUGUCAGCUCUAUAUGAUUCAUGCCAAGAUUGAUUUCCAAACACGAAUCUGACAAAGCCAUGGAUGAUUUUUCCCAACUAUAUUGCACUGAACCUCCAUUGAUUACUCCAGCCAUGAAUGAUCCUUUCAAGUCACUAGCCUCAGCCUUUCACGCAGCUGAAAGUUACAUGGAAUUUCAACAAAAAUAUGAGCAUCAAGAUGGCAAUUCUCCUUCGGCCUCACAAUUUCCUACUUACGAUUCACACAUCUUGUCUUCGUGUCAAUCUUCUGGGGAUAAUAACUGUUCCACUGAUUCAGCUGAGCAAUCUAGCUCCAACUUUGACUUCAAGGACUCCUUGCAGUCGCUCGUGAAAUCUCACUUGUGCAGCAAUUAUUACUGUUCUUCUUCAGAGAUGUCUAAUAUGGUUCCAAGCAACAAUAGCAGCAAGCCUUUUCCACAUGACCAAAACAUGUUGCUUUGUGAGAAUGCAGCCUUUGUCAGGAGGCAACUUUUGGUUCCUGAUCAUGCAAAUCAGGCUCUUAAUGUUUGUCACAGUUCAUCAACCAGGCCAGCUCCAUCAAAUAAAAAACGAAUCAAAUGGACUCAAGAUCUUCAUGAGCAGUUCGUCAAGUGUGUUAAUCGCCUUGGUGGUGCUGAGAAGGCAACACCAAAAGCAAUAUUGGAGUUGAUGGACACAAAUUUAUUGACUAUAUUUAACGUGAAAAGCCAUUUGCAGAAAUAUCGAACUGCUGUACACAUGCCAGACUACUCUGUCGAGGAAAUAUCUGAGAGAAGAACAAGGGCAGAUGGCCGCAUACCUGAUCAGCUCCCUAUAAAAAUUAGUAUGCAAAUGAAGGAGACGUUGCAACUGCAACUUGAAGUGGAGAGGAGUCUUAAUGAACAAUUAGAGGUUCAGCAAAAUUUACAGUUGUUGAUUGAAGAACAACAGAGGCAGCUCAAAAUGAUGUUAGGCCAGAAAAAGAAAAAUUCCAAGAGCUUGUUCAAGUCUCAGAACUCAGAUCUUUCAUCCCAAAGGCAAAGUGACCAAUGUGCAAGUUCUGAAGGCUUUUAGAUUUUGAUAGGAGAAGGUGAUGGGAAUAAGUGAAUAACAACUUUACAUGCAAGAGCAUUUAGCUCUCCCUAGUACACCAUAUGAUCCUUCUAAUAUUCUAGUACUCAACGCCCCAAUCCAUUUGUAUAACUCUACAGUGAACUGCAAUUGAUUAGAUAAAUUAGUCGUAUUCGAGGCAACUACCCUCCUAGAGAUAAAGGGAGAAAAG
Quercus lobata is the source of this 1361-nucleotide messenger RNA. Its product is annotated as myb family transcription factor PHL5-like. NCBI's taxonomy places the organism in Eukaryota, Viridiplantae, Streptophyta, Magnoliopsida, Fagales, Fagaceae. The record is from RefSeq and is a predicted model, not a curated record. Gene Ontology annotation, molecular function: DNA-binding transcription factor activity; DNA binding. The transcript is spliced from 8 exons. The coding region runs from base 122 to 1153 and encodes 343 amino acids.